Sporothrix brasiliensis 5110 is the source of this 447-nucleotide messenger RNA. RefSeq names its product NADH dehydrogenase subunit 1 (gene nad1). Gene Ontology annotation, molecular function: NADH dehydrogenase activity. The record is from RefSeq and is a predicted model, not a curated record. NCBI's taxonomy places the organism in Eukaryota, Fungi, Ascomycota, Sordariomycetes, Ophiostomatales, Ophiostomataceae. The transcript has a single exon. Gene Ontology annotation, biological process: aerobic respiration. Gene Ontology annotation, cellular component: membrane.
UUGAAUAAUUCGGAGUCUGAAUUAGUUAGUGGAUUUAUGACAGAACACGCAGCUGUCGUAUUCGUAUUCUUUUUCUUAGCAGAAUAUGGUAGUAUUGUUUUAAUGUGUAUAUUAACAAGUAUAUUGUUUAUAGGGGGAUAUUUAUUUAUAGGUAGUUCUCUGAUAAAUUUAACUUUAUACUUAUCUGGUACUAAUUUUAUAAUUAAUAAUAUAAUAAACAGUCCAAUAUUAGAAGGUUUAUUAUAUGGUUUAAGUUUAGGAAUAAAAAGUUCUAUGAUGGUAUUUGUAUUUAUUUGAGUUAGAGCUUCAUUUCCUAGAAUUAGAUUUGAUCAAUUAAUGGGAUUCUGUUGAACUGUAUUAUUACCUAUUAUAUUUGCAAUAAUAAUAUUAAUCCCAGCUAUUUUAUAUAAUUUUGUAUUAUUUCCUAUCAAUAUUAGUUUACUUUAA